UCCGGCGGGCGCAGAGCGCCGCGAGCAGCCAUGAUGCAGGAAGGCUUGGACGACGGCCCAGAUUUCCUCUCGGAGGAGGACCGAGGUCUUAGAGCAAUAAAUGUAGAUCUCCAGACUGAUGCUGCUCUGCAAGUGGAUAUCUCAGAUGCACUCAGUGAGAGGGAUAAAGUGAAAUUCACAGUCCAUACAAAGAGUUCCUUACCAAAUUUCAAACAAAAUGAAUUUUCCGUUGUCCGGCAACAUGAAGAGUUUAUUUGGCUACAUGAUUCUUUUGUUGAGAAUGAGGACUAUGCUGGCUAUAUUAUUCCACCAGCACCACCCAGGCCUGACUUUGAUGCCUCCAGGGAGAAACUGCAGAAACUUGGAGAAGGGGAAGGAUCAAUGACUAAAGAAGAAUUCACUAAGAUGAAACAAGAACUGGAAGCUGAAUAUUUGGCAAUAUUCAAGAAGACAGUUGCAAUGCAUGAAGUGUUUUUGUGUCGCGUGGCAGCACAUCCUAUUUUGAGAAAGGACUUAAAUUUCCAUGUAUUCUUGGAAUAUAAUCAGGAUUUGAGUGUUCGUGGGAAAAAUAAGAAAGAGAAACUUGAAGACUUCUUCAAAAAUAUGGUUAAAUCAGCAGAUGGUGUCAUUGUUUCAGGAGUAAAGGAUGUGGAUGACUUCUUUGAACAUGAGAGAACAUUCCUUGUAGAAUAUCACAACCGAGUCAAAGAUGCAUCUGCCAAAUCUGAUAAAAUGACAAGAUCACAUAAAAAUGUGGCGGAUGACUAUAAUAGAAUUGGCUCUUCAUUAUAUGCAUUAGGAACGCAGGACUCCACAGAUAUAUGCAAGUUUUUUCUGAAGGUGUCAGAGUUAUUUGACAAAACAAGGAAAAUAGAGGCUCGGGUAUCUGCAGAUGAAGAUCUUAAACUUUCUGAUCUUCUGAAAUACUACCUUAGGGAAUCUCAAGCUGCUAAGGAUCUCCUAUAUAGAAGAUCGAGGUCACUAGUGGAUUAUGAAAAUGCUAAUAAGGCACUGGAUAAAGCAAGAGCAAAAAAUAAAGAUGUGCUGCAAGCUGAAACUACUCAGCAAAUAUGCUGUCAGAAAUUUGAAAAAAUUUCUGAAUCAGCAAAACAAGAACUGAUAGACUUUAAGACAAGAAGAGUUGCAGCAUUCAGAAAAAAUCUGGUGGAACUAGCAGAACUGGAAUUAAAGCAUGCUAAGUUACAGGUAAUGUGUGCAGUCCGUAAGUGUCCUUCAGAUUGAAUUCCAUUUGAAGACUGAAGACUUCAGACUGAAGGUAACUUACAGCUUCUGCAGAGCUGCCUGGCAGUGUUAAAUGGUGACACAUAAGCUACGUUCCGUCCUCCCACUAACAAGGGCUGCCCUCCUCUGGAUUUUGUUUUCAUGACUUUAAAUAGGCAUUUACAGUUCCCUGGAGAAAACUUUUGACAAAGUGCACAUAAGCAAGCUUCUUCUUUCAAAAGAAUUAAACACCUGAAAGUAGCUCCAGACUAUAUGAACAGCAUACUUGUUAUACAUACAUAUUCAUGUUUAUUUAAUCAUUAUACGCUUUCAUUGUUCAAAAACCAAAUGCUCGGGUUUUGUGAAAAUAGCCAAUAUAAUAAUGUUCAUGUUAUGAAUACUAUGAUACGGCUGCAAUCUUAUUUACCUUUGUAAGUAAUUUCUGAAGAUCACCAUUUGAAGCACAUUGUUCAAAUGGCCUAAGUAUUACCAUUAGAUAUUUGAAUAUUGUUACUAUAAUGGCAUUGUAUACACUGUCUUAGUUUUUUUUUUCCAUGUACUUAUAUCAAAAAACUUAUCUUUUUUUCAAUUGUGAACAUUUCUUAGAAAUUUUGGAGAACUUUGUGUAACCUUUAUAACUAUGAUUUAAAAAGAAAAGCAGAUGCAUUAGUAUGUUUGCCUUAACUUGUAGACUAAUCCAAUUAUUGUAAAAUAAACCAUGAAAUCAGUGAUUUUUCUAAAAUGAUGCAGAUACUGUAUCAUCUAUAAGCUUAGUAUUUUCUAGUAAAUUAGAUUAUUUUUUUUUUCUUUAUUCAUCAUGUAAAAACCAUUCACUAAGUAUUGGAUUGGUCUGACACUACUUGCCCAGUACUUUUUCACUUGCAUUCUCAGGUUUUAUCUGUUUGUCUGUGACUUUCCUCUCCAGUGUACUUAAAUUGUUUUGAGCUUGGUGGCUGACUCUGCAAUUUCUUUGACAGAAAUACAUUUGAGAGAACUUCCUGGGUUUCUUCUGAGAAAGGGGAAAUAAAGUAGCAGAAGGGAGUUCAGAAGGAGGUGCAUAAAAUAUCAGUGAAAAGUAAUACUGCCCCACUGUGAUACGGAUAAAAAGUUUUACUUCAGGAAAAAAGUGAAGGUAUCCCCUAUAAAGGAAUGGAAAAGGAUCUCACUCUAACUGGACUUAAGAUAUAGACUAUGAAUCCAAUAUUGUUAGUUGUAUUGAUUGGUCUCCUUCCUUGAACUAUGACCUUUUCCAAGCGGUGCUGCUAUGUUGUGUCAUUUCACGAUGUCAUACAAUUAGGCUUUACUUGAUGAACUACUCUUCACAGUGGGAUUGCUGCUUUACAAGCAAUAUAUGCUGUUUUUAGGCCUUCAGUGGAACAGCAAAGUUUGGGUGAAUGGUACGGUUGGAAAUGCAGUUCAGCCUAAGUCAGUGUCUCUGUGAUUACAGAUGCCCUGUACUGCCGCACAGGCGUGUUUGUUCUUCUCAGAUAGCGUGAAUUGCACAGUGUAGUAUCCUUACCCUACUGCCUUGCACAUUAAAGGCAGGGAAGUUUGCAUUGUGCUUUGAUUCAUGUACCCAUCACCUCAGGCUUCGAUGACCAGUGCCCAGUGGGUCUUGGCAACUUACCUAGUACAGAGAGUAUUCCUAGCAAUGCCUACUACACUAAUACUGUGCUGUUCAUUUUCUAGAUAUAACAGCUAUAAUUCCUAAGGAACUCAUCUAUAAAUAGACUACGAGGGACAACAAUGACAAUGUAUAUAUAGCUAACAAUAUUGUAAAUAUUUUAAGUAGGAUGUGAGAACAGUUUUUAGAUUAGUCCUCGCUGUUGAGUGUUACUAGCUCAUUAAAUUUUUUCCAAGCCUC
Messenger RNA from Parus major (Great Tit), 3085 nucleotides. RefSeq names its product sorting nexin 6 (gene SNX6). The coding region runs from base 31 to 1242 and encodes 403 amino acids. Gene Ontology annotation, biological process: intracellular protein transport. The record is from RefSeq and is a predicted model, not a curated record. NCBI's taxonomy places the organism in Eukaryota, Metazoa, Chordata, Aves, Passeriformes, Paridae. Gene Ontology annotation, cellular component: endosome. Gene Ontology annotation, molecular function: phosphatidylinositol binding. The transcript is spliced from 15 exons.